UGUUGGGGGUAAUGAACAAAUGAGGUAUAAAAACGAACCCAACCAAACCAUACAAAGCUCAAAUCCGAACACUCUUCGGAAUCAAAUUCCUAAUGUCAAAAUGCGUUGAAUUCAUUCAUUCUUCAAAUUGAAUCCCAACAACCACUUUCUUCUCUUCUGUUAAUUUUUUAGGGUUUCCAAAAUCCACACAAAAUUCCAUGGGUGUCUCUUUCAAGGUCUCAAAAACUGGCACUAGGUUUCGCCCUAAACCCCUUCCCCUUCAACCUUCUCAGGAUGAUCAAUCUCAGAGUGAUCUUGUUGAGGCUGGUGAAAACAUUGCUCAGAUGCAGAAUUCAUCGAUUUCGUCUGAAAAGCUUUCAUUAAUAGCAGACAAGGAAGCUUCUUUUACUCUGAACCUGUUCCCAAAUGGUUAUUCUAUUGGAAAACCGAGCGAGAAUGGUGCUGCAAAUCAGUCGUUACCGAAGUUGUUACUUCCGUAUGACAGGUCAUCUGAAACCCUUUUCUUGGCCAUUGAGUCAGGUCACUUGCCUGGGGACAUUCUGGAUGAUAUACCUGCCAAGUAUGUUGAUGGAGCACUGAUAUGCGAGGUGCGUGAUUAUCGGAGAUGCUCUUCUGAAAAGGGAGCUGGCACUGUGUCUGUGGAAAGUUCUCCUACUGUGAAUAAAAUAAGCCUCAGGAUGUCAUUGGAAAAUAUUGUGAAGGACAUCCCAUCUAUUACUGACAAGUCUUGGACAUAUGGUGAUCUAAUGGAAGUUGAAUCGAAGAUACUGAAAGCACUACAGCCAAACCUUCUUCUAGAUCCUACUCCAAAGUUAGAUCGGCUGUGUGAAAGUCCACUUCCAACAAAGCUCAAUUUGCAGAGAAAGCGAUUAAGGAAUAUCCCAGAGUUCGCUGUCACUUCUAGCAAUAGAAUCCAUGGGAAAAAAGUAUGCAUAGAUAGAGUGCAAGAGAACUCAAAUAGCAGGUUGGGUGAUUCAGGAAUCACUACAUCUAAUGCUAUUGUGCAACAGACUCUUGAAAAUCCAGCAAUGCAAAAUCUUAAUCCAAGCAUUGCCAUGGCCAUGCGAUCUAAUAAUAUUAUACCAGAUUCUUCCAUCCCAGGCUUUUCUAUGAUGUCCCAUCAAUCAAGAUAUCCAAUGGCUGUUGGAACUCCAAGAAGUUUGCAGGAGCAUGGAUCAAUUUCUGGUAUUAAUUCAUCCGGGGCUUCUCCUGCUGCACAAGAUGUCAUGAUUUCAUAUGCUGAUAAUCCAAAUGCGAGUGUCUCUCUUAAUGCAAAAAGAGAGCAUCCGGAUGGACAAUCAUCACCUUUAUCGAAUAUUGCAAAAAGAAUGAGGUCUGCUUCGACGGGUGUCGAUGCAUUGCAGCAACAGCAAAUAGGCUCACAAGUUGAUGCUCUUCAAGGAUCUGAUAUGAAUUGGCAGAAUACACUAUUACAGCAACAAGCAAUGGCCAGAGGUAUUCAGUAUACCGGUGGUGGCUUUCAGAAGUUUCCUCAGCAGGUCUUUGAAGGGGGGUUAAAUCAAGAGACCGGGGCUAUUCAAUUUUCUUCUGGUCAGCAAGGCAUGAGGUUAGUUGCCAAGGAAGAACAAUUUGAAAUGGAAAGAAUAGAUGGUGCAGGGAUAAACCGCUAUAAAAGUGAGAUGGAAAUGGACCCACAACAAUUACGGCUUCAGCAAAGAAUGCCACAACAUCAAUUCACGAGACCUAAUUUCCCACAGGCAACCUGGAAUAGUCUGGGCCAGCAAAUUGAGAAAGAAGCUAAAAAGGAGGACCAGAUUCUGAAAAGGAAACAAGUACAAAGUCCUCGGUUAUCUAGUGGGGCAUUACCUCACUCGCCAUUAUCUUCAAAAUCUGGCGAAUUUUCUAAUGGUUCAGUUGGACCAAGUUAUGGACCAUCUUCAAUGAACACUGCACCUGGAGCCUUACUAAAAGAGAAGGCAGCAAUGGCUUCACUUACUGCUGCUGUUGGAACUCCAUCUUUGACUUCUAGUGCUAAUGAUUCUACACAAAGGCAACAACAGGCACAACUAGCUGCAAAGCGGAGAUCUAAUUCCGUUCCCAAGACCCCAGCAAUGAGUGGAGUUGCUUCUCCUGCUAGUGUUAGUACUGGUGUCCCAGGCAAUGCAAAUAGCCCCUCAGUUGGAAACUCAACUUUUUCUGAGCCAGGUCUUCAAAAUAUGUUCGAUAGGUUCUCAAAAAUUGAUAUGGUGACAACGAGGCAUAAACUUCAGUUCAAGAUGAAAAAGCCGGAUCAGCCUAUUAAAAAGCAGAAUACAUAUACACCGCAACAUUUGGCAGCUCAUCUUGCAAAUGCAAAUGAGGGAUUGGUAGAUGAGUCCAGUUCUUUGUCAAAGUCACUUAUAGGUGGUAGUAUGAACACAUGCAAAAUGAGAGUGUCAAGUUUCAUUUGGAAUGAGCGGGUAGUUCAAGGAAAUGUUGUCACUGUAGUUCCCAAGUGUCGAACAAGGAUGAUAAUGGCUGAAAAACCAUCUGAUGGUACAGUGGCUUUGCAUUAUGGGGACAUAGACGAAAGUGAUUACAUAGGCGCUGAAGAUCAUCUCCCUACAUUACCGAAUACUCAUUUUGCGGAUUUGCUUGCAGACCAGUUCAUUUCACAGAUAGACAAGGAAGGAUAUGUUAAGGAAGAUGACAGAUUCCAACUCAGGCCAAACCCUGUGAACCUUCCAUUGGGCAGUCAAUCUAGUUUACCUCCUAAUGACAUGCAGCAAUAUGGAGAACCAAGUCCGGGUCAGUCUUAUAAUGAAGCUGCAAAACUAGCCAGUGGCAGUAAUGCAUCGUUAAAUAUACCGCAGAACCUUGUAGCAAAUGCAAGGAUGUUGCCACCUGGAAACUCUCAGGCCUUGCAGAUGUCCCAAGCACUUCUCUCUGGUGUCUCAAUGGCUCAAAGACCACAGCAAAUGGACUCACAACAACAAGCAGUUCAGCAGCAGCAGCAGCAGCAGCAGCUUCAACAAAAUCAACACUCUCUCCUUCAACAGCAAAAUCCACAGCUCCAGAGAUCUUUGCUCAGUGCAAAUCAGCUUUCACAUUUGAAUGGGGUUGGACAGAACUCCAACAUGCCAUUAGGUAAUCACUUGCUGAACAAAGCCUCACCUCUUCAGAUUCAGAUGCUACAGCAACAGCACCAGCAACAACUGCUGCAACAGAACCAGCAACCACAAAUGCAAAGGAAAAUGAUGUUGGGACUUGGACCUGCUAUGGGAAUGAGUAACUUCAGAAAUAGCUUAGGUGGUCUUUCACCUAUGGUCAAUGCCAUGGGAAUUGGAGCUGCAAGGGGAAUAGGAGGAACUGGAAUCUCAGCACCAAUGACGUCUAUUGCUGCCAUGGGAAAUAUAGGUCAGAACCCAAUGAAUCUUGGCCAAGCUUCAAAUAUUAGUAAUUCUAUAAGCCAACAAUAUAGGCCUGGACCAAUUUCGAAUCAAGCUGAACUUUUAGCUAAGUUAAGAAUGGCACAGAGUCGCGAAGGCAUGUUAGGUUCACCUCAGUCUAGCAUUGCCGGCAUGUCAGGAGCUCGGCAGAUGCACCCCAGCUCUUCCAGUCUUUCAGUGUUGAACCAGUCUCUGAAUAGGGCUAAUAUGAGUACGCUGCAGCGAGCAAUGGGUCCUAUGGGUCCACCAAGGCUUAUGCCAGGGAUGAGUCUAUAUAUGAAUCGGCAACAGCAGCAGCAACACCAACAAUCCCAGCAGCAGCAGCAACACCAACAAUCCCAGCAGCAGCAGCAGCAACAGCAGCAUAUACAACAACAGUUGCAGCAGCAAUUACAGCAGCAACAACAGCAGCAAGACACACCGUCACAAUUGCAGGCAGUUGUUUCACCUCCACAGGUGGGAUCGCCGUCUACAAUGGGAGUUCCAUCGAUGAGCCAGCAAACACAUCAGCAAGCAAGCCCUCAACAAAUGAGUCAACGAACUCCGAUGAGUCCACAACAGAUGAGCUCAGGGGCAAUUCAUGCGAUGAGUACCGGUAAUCCUGAAGCUUGUCCAGCAAGUCCGCAGUUGAGCUCUCAGACACUAGGGUCUGUUGGUAGCAUAACCAAUUCCCCUAUGGACAUGCAAGGUGUUAACAAGAGCAAUUCUGUAAACAACAAUGCACAGUGAAAUUACAAAACUUAGAAAGUUCAAAGCCAAAUUCUUACUUGGAAGCGAAUGAUGACAAAAAUUUGAGCACCAAAAUCAGUGCUAUAAAACAACUGCAUCCUAAAGGAUCAAAUGACAUGGUUAUUUACAUAUAAAUAAAGCAUAUAUUAGGGGAAUUAGUUUAUGCUGCUCUAUAACCAACUCAAGAAGGAACCACAUAUCAUGCUAGAUGUAAAUAGCUUUUUUGGUUUUCCCCUACUCUCAUUGAUCAUCACAUGAAUGUUUGGGAUAUUUUAGACUAAGAUUAGCAUGUAUUAUUUGUACUUUGUAGCUCCAUAACUUUGCCCAGAGGUUCAAUUUUUAAUUAUACUUUGAAAGAUUAUAAGUU
Molecule: messenger RNA, 4485 nt
Organism: Trifolium pratense (red clover)
Lineage: Eukaryota; Viridiplantae; Streptophyta; Magnoliopsida; Fabales; Fabaceae
Product: protein PHYTOCHROME-DEPENDENT LATE-FLOWERING
Exons: 12
Coding region: 198-4118 (1306 amino acids)
Biological process (GO): regulation of transcription by RNA polymerase II
Cellular component (GO): SAGA complex
Molecular function (GO): transcription coregulator activity
Source: RefSeq, a predicted model, not a curated record